ACCAGUAGUGCUGUCACAAGUUUUCAAAAGAGUCAUUGCUAUACUGCACCAGAAAACACCCGUCACAUCCCUCCACAGCAUUUUCCCUCUGAUCUAUCGCUUCAAACUGAUCUUCUUCUCCUAGUAUCUCCUCCUCCCACGCUCCAAAAGCAGGACCAUGAAUACUUGAUCACCGUCGUAAGCUUUCGUCACUCCCACUUGCUGCGAUCUCUCUUCGCCGUCGAUCUGCCGCUGGGUCAAGACGCGUCGGAGACUGCAGCGAGAGGACUUCAAUGUACAAGGACACCGUGGGCUGAGAUAACAAGAACACUUACAAUGUCACCUCGAUUUCUGCUGGCUAUCAUUUCUCUCCUAGCUGUCUCUACAGCCCAAGAUGCAGUCUACCUGCCCUAUCUUGACCUGAGUGACACGGGAGUGGAGAGCAUUCAGCUGCCACAGUUGGACGAUGGUAUCUCUGAACAGAUUGUCAUUCCCGACGGAAUUCCCUUUGGAAACAGCCACCCUCUGGCAGUCUGGAUUGCAAACAAUGGGAUAUUCUCAUUCAACGAGGAGUAUGCCCAUUGGUCUCCAGAGCUAUUCCCUGGGACUUCCUCCAGUGUUGUAAACGGGUACCUUGUGACUCCGUUCUGGGACGACGUGGACAUCAGUCGUCCUGACGGUGGCUCCAUCUACUACCAAGUCCAUGAUGCAGCGGGGAACAACUCUGGGUCGAUCGCCCUGCUGGGACAAGUGAACGACUUCAUCCAGGCGUCAGUUGAAAAUAGCAGUUUCAGCGGAGUCUGGAUGCUGGUGGCUAUGUGGGAUCAAGUUCUUCCCUAUUUCGGUUUCUCCGAUGAUGAUGAUGUUGACGAGAUGAACAGCUUCCAAGCCAUCAUCGUAACCGACCACACCAAUCAAACCUAUGCCGUCUUCACGUACAAGUGUGGAGAUCUCAACUGGGCCAGGACGCCAACCAUUGGCUUCAAUGCCGCCAGUCUGUUCUACGAGAACUAUGAACUCUCUGGCAGCCCAAAUGCUGAAAGCAUGGACUGUACAAAUGGUCCUGGCAGCGAGUAUUUCAAUCUGAUGUAUAAUAUCACUGCCGGGGACUUUAUCCCUCCACCUCCUCUGCCUACUAGCGAACCACCUCAAGCCAGCUACCUGGAGUGGGUGGAGGAGACAGGAGUCGUCAAUGCUGGGCAGAUAGAGGCUUGCGAUGACUGUAGCUCAGAGGAGAUCCCCCUUCCCAACCCAUUCCCCUUUGGAAACUACUACCACAACUCAGUCUAUAUGUCAACAAAUGGAAUUAUUUCGUUUGGAGUCGAAUUCCCUCACUUCUCUCCCUCCUACUUCCCCACUGUGAGUGCCUCUACCUACUUUGACUACGCAGUGGCUCCUUACUGGGCCGACCACGAUGCCCGUCUCCACGGCACCGUGUCCUGGGAACAGUACAGUACAGAGGAGAGCACGGAAACCGAUGACAUCAUUGCUAGGGUCAACGAGUUCAUAAACACAAACACGGAGGAGACAAAUUUUGCGGGGAAUUUCGUGUUUGUCGGGAACUGGAGGGAGAUGCAUCCAUAUCCCGCUGGUGCAAGUCAGCUGCAGGCCGCACCUUUCUUGGACAUGAACAACACGUAUCAAGCAGUGUUGGUUACAGACGGGGAUACGAAAUCCUAUGCCAUCUUCACCUACAAGUGUGGCUCUCUGGGCUGGUCUGAAGAGGCCAUCGUAGGAUACAAUGCCGCAGGAGACUACUAUAUGAACCACCCAUUGAGUGGUCUCUACCUCACGCAGUCUAUAGCGUGUGUACACACCGACUCAGUCUGGAACAACGUGAUUUAUGACCUGGUGCCUAAUCCUGCGUUGCUUACGACCGAUCCUACGCCGGAACCGCUGCUAACAAUUGGUACGUGUACCGCAGCAGGGUUUGAGUCGUGUUGCGCGGUGGGUGUGGGCCAGCCUUGUCUGGGUAAUCCUCAAGACUGCUACUGUGACGUCGACUGCUUUCUCUUUGGUGACUGCUGCAGCGACAUCGACGACAUCUGCACAUUUGAUUCUUUUUCAGAGGGAGACUACCUUUUGUUUGCCAGUCAUUCCACCAUCAAUCAUGUCAACCUGAACGGAGAAAACUUCAACAUUUUCAUUAGCCAGCUUUCAGGAGGAGCCUAUGGGAUCAACUUCCACCACAGUGCUGGGUAUAUGUACUGGACAGACUACAUUGAGGAUGUCGUGUACAGAGCUAAUCUGACUACCGGGGAAGAUAGAGUGGCCAUUGUUACUGAACAUCUUCCUGAACCAGAGGACCUGGCAGUUGACUGGGUGAGCAACAAGCUCUACUGGAUCGACGCACUCUGGGCCAGGAUUGAGGUGAUGGACAUUGCCACCGAGAGACGAGCAGAACUCAUUCGAACCAGCAACCACUCCAUCCCCAGAGGACUUGCUAUCGACCCCAUUGCACACUACAUGUUUUGGACGGACUGGGGCACACCGUCUCUCAUCGAGCGCUCCUCAAUGGACGGAAAAGGGAGAAUAGUUCUGUUCUCCAACGAUAUCCUGCAACCGCUCGGAAUAGCCUGCGACUACAGCAGCCAGAGGAUCUACUGGAGUGAUGCCGGGCUGUCAACCAUCUCCUACGCUUUCUACAACGGGACAGGGAGGAGUGUACUGGUGGGGGCUCAGCAACGUGUCGCUAUACCGUUUGAUCUGACUCUGUAUGAAGAUCUCCUCUACUGGACAGACUGGUUCAACAACACAGUGUAUGGGACGCACAAGAUCCACGGAACUGAUCCGCUCGGUAAUUUCACAGACAUUAUUGUGAUCUACGAAGGUCUUCCCGUGAAUCCCAAUGGCAUAGAGGCUGUCAGUCCUCUCCGGCAACCUGAAGGAGACAACCUGUGUGUGGCUAACAAUUGCGAGCACAUCUGUCUGCUCAGUUCAGUCGAGGCACAGGGAUGGUCGUGUGUAUGUGAGACUGGUUACAUUCUCAACGAAGACCAAACUACCUGCUCCGUUGAUCCAAAUCCUACUGUUGAACCUACCAAUAAUGGGUCAUGCCAGGCAUCAGGCUACACUGAUUGUUGUGAGGUGGGGUACUGCGGUGGUUACCCUGGCAACUGCUUCUGCGACAUCAACUGCCACGGCCGAGGAGACUGCUGCAAUGACACCAGCUCCACCUGUCCUGAAGUCCCCGGGUCAUGUGUGGAAGCUGGGUACGACACUUGCUGCACCGACGGCUUCUGUGCGGGGUUCCCCGAGUCAGCCAACUGCUACUGUGACGAUGUCUGUCUGGCAUUCGGUGACUGCUGUGACGACUUCGAAGACAUUUGCCCAGGAGGAACGCCCACCACACCCCCAGACUCAUUUGGUUCUUGUGUGGAGGCUGGCUAUACCGAAUGCUGUGCAGAUCAGGAUGGAGAUUGCGCUGGCAGUGAUCCGUUUGACUGCUACUGCGAUGUCUUCUGCUACUAUCUCGACGAUUGCUGCACAGAUAUUGACGAUAUCUGUGAACAACAUAUCUUCAUAGGGACGGAGUACCUGUUGUUUGCCAACCAUUUCUUCAUCAACAGAGCCAAUUACGAUGGAAGCGGUCUCUCGGUACUUCUGACCUUACCAACUGGAGGGGCUGUCGGCGUGCAGUUCCACUAUGCCCAGAACAAGAUGUACUACAGUGACUUUGUCGAAAACCGCAUCUACUCCGCAUCGCUGGACACCGGAGGAGACGUGGAAGUGCUUCUCGACGACAAUGUUGAAGUUCCAGAGGACCUAGCAGUUGACUGGGUGGCCAACAACCUCUACUGGACCGACUCGUUCUGGGCCCGCAUCGAAGUAAUGGACCUGGACACCACGGAGAGGGCCGAACUGGUCAGAACUGGGAACCACUCCAUUCCCAGAGCUAUUGUGGUUGAUCCUAUGACCAGGUACAUGUAUUGGACUGACUGGGGAGAGGUGGCCAAGAUUGAGAAAGCGGGGAUGGACGGGCUGGGACGAACAGUCAUCAUUGACACAGAGCUCAUCUGGCCCAACGGACUUGCUCUUGACUACGACACGCAAAUCCUGUACUGGGCAGACGCCAACCUCGACAAGAUCGAGUAUGCCUCAGUCGAUGGAAGUGGACGGACACUUCUAGAAACGGGCGAAACUGGUCUUCUUCAUCCGUACGCCCUCACGAUCCACGGCGACCUCCUCUAUUGGACAGACUGGCAGAACAACUCUGUUUUUGCCACGCACAAGAUCAACGGAGUUGGUGUUGGUGGCGAUAUUGCGAGCAUCGUCAGCUACCUGGUGGUUAAUCCGAAUGGUAUUGAGGCUGUUGGCCCCAACAAACAACCCUCGGCUGAGAACCCCUGUGAGGAGAACAACUGUACUCAUCUGUGUCUGCUGAGUGUGACCGAUCCCAGAGGCUACUCUUGUGCCUGUCCUCUUGGUUACGAACUGGAUGGGACUGGCCUCGACUGCUUCAUGAGUCCCACUUCAACUCCUCUGCCUGAAUUUGGUUCCUGCGUGAGUGCUGGGUACACAGUCUGUUGUGUCACGGGCUACUGUGCUGGUUACCCGGCCAACUGCUUCUGCGACAGAGACUGUCACGCACGUGGCGACUGCUGCUUCGACACUCCUGAUCUCUGUGAAGACUAUGACAGCUAUCUGAUCUUUGCCAACCACUUCUUCAUCAACCGCUGCAAUCUCGAUGGCAGUAGUCUGGUCACUCUCCUGAUCCGACAGUCUGGUGGAGCAGCAGGGAUCGAGUAUGACCUAGCUCCAGGGCAGGAGAAGCUGUUCUACACUGAUUAUGUCACUAACCAGAUCCUAAUGGCUCAUCUCAACGGCACAGAGAGCACGCCCAUCAUGGAAGAUGACCUUGAAGUCCCAGAGGGCCUGGCGUACGACUGGAUUGGUCACAAUCUCUACUGGACCGACUCGUUCUGGGCCCGAAUCGAGGUCAUGGACCUCAACACCACGGAGCGUGGUGAAGUGCUGAGGGUCGGGGCAAACACGGUCCCCCGAGGAAUCGCCGUCGAUCCCAUUAACAGGGUGCUGUAUUGGACGGACUGGGGUCAGGUAGCAAAGAUAGAAAAGGCCUCAAUGGACGGGCAAAACAGAGUCGAGCUGAUCAACACAGACCUAGUGGGCCCCUAUGGACUCACCAUUGAUUACGCCGAGCAGAAAAUCUACUGGACCGACGGAGUCCUGGACAAGAUAGAGUACUGUAACACGGACGGAAGUGGCAGAAUAACCCUCAUAAGUUCCCCGGGGGGGCUCGGUUUUGGAGUCCCGUACUCGCUGACUCUUGAGGGAGAUUAUCUCUACUGGUCUGAAUGGGACCAGAACUCAUUGUUCAGUAUUCACAAGACGGAAGGAGGGAACGUCACGCAGAUUUUGAGCGGUUUGGUUGUCAACCCAAAUGGGAUUCAGACCGUCAGUGCCGGUAGACGUAUCUUCGGUGAGAACCCAUGUGCCUCCAAUGACUGUACUCACCUCUGUCUCCUGAGCAGUGUCAGUAGCACUGGGUACUCCUGUACGUGUCCUCUCGGUACCAGACUGGACUCUGACGGCAUCUCCUGCGUUGACGACCCAACUUCUAUACCAGAGUUCGGUUCAUGUAAUCACUAUCAGGACUGCUGUGAGGCUGGCUACUGUGCCGGUUACCCUCCCAACUGCUUCUGUGACCAUGACUGCCACUCUCGAGGGGACUGCUGCGCUGAUGUGGGCAGAAUCUGCCCUGAAUUUGAAGGUUCGUGCAGAGAUGCCAACUACACCGACUGUUGCACAGCUGGACUGUGUAUUGGGGAGCCAGACGUCACAAACUGCUACUGCGACAUCACCUGUCUCGACUACGGAGACUGCUGCUCUGACUUCUUCGAGAUUUGCUCAGAUGCUACCCCAACUCCGACAGUCACUGUCCCGACCUCUACUACCACUUCUAUGUCAUCUUCUACGUCAACUUCAAUGCCAUCUUCUUCUACCACUACCACCAGUAUCUCUAGCUCGUCCACUAGCUCAACUGCAACGAGUCAACCGUCACCAACUCCAAGGCCAUACCUCUUUCAAGUUCAAUUCCUUGGCCUCGAUGAUUGUUCGGAAUGGAUUGCUGAAUCUAAAUCGAGCAAGAUUGACAAUAUCACGGCCACUAUAACCAAAGCAGCACAGAUGGCGUGCAACUGUCAGGUUGCCAUAGUUCCAAACUCGGAGAGCCUCGUUUGCGACGCGGGCGGCGAUAAAACAACCGUCAUCUUCUAUGCCUAUGCCUCUGACAAAACAACAAUCGAUGCCAUCACGAUGUGGACCAAAAACGCGGACGAAAUUGACGUUUCCGGAACGAAACUACUCGUCAACAAAGACUGCCCCGUCGAAAUCGAGAUGAAGGACAACGCGAGGUGUAAGCCGCCGACCUCAGGGCAGCAGAGUGGCAGCAGUAACUCGGCAGCAGUGGCAGUCCCUGUCGUCAUAAUCGCAAUUGUCCUGGGGGCCGUUGUUCUGGUGCUGGUGGUUCUGUUCCUAUUCUGGAGGAAAAGGACUGGAAAAUUGUUCAGGAGAGGAGGUGAUGACGAUGAGACACACAUGAUCUACGACACUGGUAGUGAGACUGUGUCCCUCGCUGGUACCGGAGCCGAACUGACUUCCGUGAAGAAAGAGGCUCUGGCCUUUGACGAAAAGAUGAUUGAUCUCUCGGCUGAUUCAUCUUCCGGCAUGCGACACCUUCAGAAUCCCAUCUACGCCACCUCGCAGUUCACCGCAGCUACCAAACUGCACGAUGAUCGCACACUCUACAACCCCGUGUACGAAGCUGUUGCUGCUGAGAAGAAACCAGACGACGGUGGCGACGAUCUCCCGGAAAAGGUCAUGCCGUCUCCCGAAGAUUUCCUCGCUCCGGAUGACCCCAAACUGCUUGUUGCCACGACUACCGCGACCGGGACCACAACGGUCCAUGCCAACGGGGAAAAGUACGAACCGGCCGCUCCGGUACCGAUAGAGGUCGAAGACGAGCCGCAGUAUGCCACUGUUAUACCGAAACACAAGCGAGCCACGGCAAAACCGUUUGCAGCAGAUGAGGACGAGUCAGAUGGCGACUGAAGUGACUCCCGAAAAAAUGUGACCUAUAACAAUUAAUUAAUAUCAUAGCACUGUAGCUAUUGUGUCACUUUCAUAUCUUUAAACCUUUGUUGUAUCAAUAUUGUAUUUUUUACUUCCAAAUGUGCUUGUUUUGUGUUUUGUGUAUAUACAGUGCUAAUUUUUGGUGUUUUACCCCACAAUGUGUUGUUGUAAGACUCUUAGCUGUGUAUUACCUGAUGCCACCCUAAAAGGUA
Molecule: messenger RNA, 7283 nt
Organism: Geodia barretti
Lineage: Eukaryota; Metazoa; Porifera; Demospongiae; Tetractinellida; Geodiidae
Source: the annotation of a GenBank genome assembly